Pestalotiopsis fici W106-1 is the source of this 1902-nucleotide messenger RNA. RefSeq lists its product as uncharacterized. NCBI's taxonomy places the organism in Eukaryota, Fungi, Ascomycota, Sordariomycetes, Amphisphaeriales, Sporocadaceae. Gene Ontology annotation, biological process: transmembrane transport. Gene Ontology annotation, molecular function: transmembrane transporter activity. The record is from RefSeq and is a predicted model, not a curated record. The transcript is spliced from 4 exons. The coding region runs from base 1 to 1902 and encodes 633 amino acids.
AUGGCUGAGCAUCUUCAGCUCGGUCGGCUUGCGACCUUGAGGCUCUCCGGAGCAUCACCUUCUCACGAAUUCGGAUCCGUAAAUACAGGAACCGACAUAAACACAGGCGCCGCCAUGACAACAGACGAGAAUGACAGCCGUGUCCCUCUGCUGAGCGACCCGGAAGCAGACAGGCGUUCAGACGAGUACGGCGCAACUGGGCAUAAUAAAUCCUCGGCCGAGACUACGACCGACCACGAUGAGGCCAGCGAUGACGAAGACGACAAUGUCUCCGACUCUUCAGACAAUGUUCAUGGAGGUGUAAAGCAAGCUGAUGCUAUUAAUCUGGUUUGGUCACGGAGUGCGCUGAUAUUGGCCUACUUUUUCAUCUUUUUGUGUUCAUUUGCCCAGGCAUUACAAUGGCAAAUUCUAUCCAAUCUCACACCUUACGUCACUAGCGAGUUUUCCUCGCAUUCCCUCAUUCCAACUAUUAGUCUGGUCGCUUCUAUAUUGAGCGGUACCCUCAAAUUGCCCAUCUCCAAAAUUAUUGAUGCCUGGGGUCGUCCUCAGGGGUUGGCGGCCAUGAUACUCCUGGCCACCAUUGGCUUGAUCCUCAUGGCCGCCUGCCAAGACGUCAAGACGUAUGCUGCUGCACAAGUCUUUUACGAAGUGGGCAUCAGUGGCUUCUCAUAUGUCUUGAACAUUAUAGUUGCAGAUACAUCGUCGAUGAAGAACCGAACCCUUGCUUUCGCCUUUGCUAACCUGCCGAGUCUGGUGACAACCGUCAUCGGUCCCCCCAUUGCCAAGGCCUUCCACGAGCGGAGCAGUUGGCGAUGGGGCUUUGCGACUUCCGCCGUCCUAUUCUUCAUCCUGUCGAUACCUAUUCUGGUACUCCUGAUGAUCAAUGCGCGCAAGGCCGUUCGGCUCGGACUAUUGAAAAAGGAGAAGAAUGAGCAGAAGUGGACGGUGGAGGGCUUCCUUCACCAGCUCAGGGAGUAUGAUGCUAUCGGGCUGUCCUUGGUGACGUUCGGCCUCACGUUCGUAUUCGUGCCAGUGUCUCUCGGUACUGGCGCAGCAGGCAUCUGGACUCUUGCUAUGCUGAUAGCCGGUGUGGUCAUGCUGGUGGCGUUUGUGUUCCAUGAAAAAUACUAUGCGCCACGACCAGUCAUUGCCUUCUCGCUUCUCUUCUCGCGCAACGUCGCUGGAUCAUGUCUACUGUCGAUUGUACUCUUCAUUGCCUACUUCGCGUGGGACUCUUACUACUCAUCCUAUCUCCAAGUCGUCCAUGGUCUGUCCAUCACUGAGGCUGGAUAUAUCAACCAUAUUUACGAGUUUGGAUCGACGCUGUGGGGCGUCGUCGUGGGCUACCUCAUCAAGGUCUCUGAUCGCUACAAGUGGCUUGCCUUGUUGGCACUUCCCGUCCACAUUCUCGGAGGCGCAUCAUUGAUUCUGUUCCGUCGACCCGAGACUGAGAUUGUCUAUUUGGUUCUCGCGCAGGUCAUGCUCACGAUUGGUGGUAGUACUCUUGUACUAUGUGACCAGAUAGCAGUCAUGGCAGUUAGUAGCCAUGAGGAUCUCGCCUCUGUCAUGGCGAUUCUUUCCGUUUCCUACUAUGUCGGCUCCGCCGGCGGCAAUGCACUCAGCGGAUCGAUCUGGAACAGCGUUCUACCAAAAGCGUUGGCUGCAGCUCUGCCAGACAUGCCCAAGGCUGAGUUGAAGGCGCUCUGCUCAGAUCUCAACAAGCAGCUCAGCUACCCGAUUGGAACUCCAAUUCGUGAUGCAAUAAUCUCUGCCUACAGCACAGCCCAAGUCAGGAUGUGCAUCACCGGAGCAGCCGUCUCGCUCAUCCAGAUCAUUGCCGUGGCCAUCUGGCGAGACGUGAGAGUGAGCAAAGUGAAGCAAGUCAAGGGCAAAGUCGUUUAA